Molecule: messenger RNA, 5154 nt
Organism: Nannospalax galili (Upper Galilee mountains blind mole rat)
Lineage: Eukaryota; Metazoa; Chordata; Mammalia; Rodentia; Spalacidae
Gene: Sh3d19
Product: SH3 domain containing 19
Exons: 22
Coding region: 343-3369 (1008 amino acids)
Molecular function (GO): protein binding
Source: RefSeq, a predicted model, not a curated record
UCUGUUUUGGUUUAAGCAAAGCGCUUAACACAGCAAAGAUCUUUUAAAAUGAGAAACUAAUACAUGCAAUGAUACAUUUUCCAAAUAGAUGAUUUUAGCAAGUCAUCAAAAGGUUUUAUGUCUGUCCUGUGUUACCUGCUUUCUACCUCCUGGUGGGCAGAUCCUCUGAACUCUAAUGAAGAGUGUUGCAGCGGAGAAAAGACGGCUACUUUGAACAGUCCUUUGUGAGAACCAAUGAUUGCAGCGAACGACAUAAACCAGAGCACCGUUCUUCAAGCCAAGGACCCUUGUCAUCCAUUAGAGCAGUAAUCAAGAGAUCACUCAUGAAUAGUACACAGCAAAAUGCCCCGUGGAAGAGCCUCCCGGACCUGUAUUCAAAGUGAACUUCAUCGGGAUCGGAGGCGCCCAGAGAUCACUAUUGUGGCAGCAGAGCCACUGAGGCCAGCCUCGUGGUUUCCAGGAGCCCCACCACCAGGACUGGGGUUUCCCCCGACCCCUGCAGCAGGGCCUUGGAGGCCAAAUGAUUUGGUUCCUGCUGAGCUCCCACCCUCCUAUGAACAAGUCAUAAAGGAAAUCAACCAAGUUCAGGUCAAUACUACAAAUAAUAAUAAUGCUGCUGCCAUUCCAAGGAGCACUAUUACUUCUGCAACUCAGACUGACUUUCCAGAAGAAAUAGACAGCAAUCUGCCUCAAAGUAAUGCAACACUGCAGGCUCCUCUCAAACCUCUUCAGCCUUCCCCAGCAGCCUCAGUUGGUGACCUCCCAGCAAGCGUGGCACCUUUAAUAGUCUUUGAUAUUUCUGAAGAACAGAAUUGUCCCGAAAACCCCAGUGCUGUAAGAUGUCCAGUGCCAAGACCAAGAUCAAAAAGCAACCUCAGACCAGUAGCUAGAGAUAAUAACAAUAAAGAGAAAAGUCACCAGAAAAUCAGCCCAGUGAGCCCCAGAGAGAACUGGCCUCCCCAGUCUCUGUUGGACAGCAGCUGCGACUUAGAUAGUCAGGCAGUGAUGAACAUUAUGAACACAGAACAAAGCCAAAAUACUAUUGUUUCGAGAAUCAAAGCAUUUGAGGGUCAGACAAAUACAGAGGUUUCGGGACCCAAGAAACCAGAGAUUAUUCCUCGCACGCUUCCUCCGAAGCCUGCUGUUUCCUCAGGGAAACCCUUGGUGGCUCCCAAGCCAGCUGCUAACAGAACUUCUGGAGAAUGGGACUCUUGGACUGAAAACAGACUCAAAGCGACUUCCAGAGAAGGGCUCACCCCAUACUCCAUACCGCAAGAAGCUGGAAGCAUCCCAGCAACCAAACCUGAAUUGCCAAAGAAACCAACUCCUGGCCUUACACAAAGUGUGAAUCAUGAGAUUUCCAGGGGCGGGCCAGUGGCCGAGAGCCCUGAUGUAGGGAAGAAAGUCCCGACUCCUGCUCCCCGGCCCUUGCUGCCGAAGAAACCAGCCUUGGAUACCCCAUCUCACCCUUCAGCUCCGCGGAAACUAGUUCCAGUUCCUCCCCGACUCUCUGUAGCAUCCCAAGCCAAAGCAUUCAGAUCAAUGGGAGACGGGCCUCCAGCCAACCCCCCUGUUCCAGCUCUGCAGAGCAAGCCCCCGUGGGACAUCGACCUCAUCAGCUUUGAUGAUGAUGUUUUGCCCGCCUCAGGAAGUUCAGCCGAAGAACCCAUUGGUUCCAACACGGUUCUAGAUCCCUUUCAGCUCCCCACAAAAACAGAAACAACAAAAGAAAGAGCUGUUCAACUAUCAACCACCAGGAAGCCUACUGUAAUUCGAAUUCCAGCCAAACCAGGAAAAUGUUUACAAGAAGAUCCACAAAGCCCCCCGCCUCUUCCUACUGAAAAACCUAUUGGAAAUACUUACAGUACACGGUCUGGAAAACUCAGUAAUGCUGACAGAACAAGACAAUUGGAACCAGACCAUGCCGGUGAAUCAGGAGGUUUGGUACAAGGACCCCCCAGGUUGCCACCAAGACCUGUACAUGGAAAAGCCAUUCCAGUGUGGAAGCCUCCUCCCAAGGGGGCCCCUGAGAGGCCGCCUCCCCCUAGAUUUUCUGCAACCAAAACAUCAAGUAAAAAAUUGCCUUUUAAUCGAUCCUCUUCUGACAUGGAUCUUCAGAAAAAAAAAAGUCACUUGGCAUCUGGGCUCUCAAAAGCUAAGAGUCAAGUCUUUAAAAACCAAGAUCCGGUGCUACCCCCUCGCCCCAAACCAGGACACCCUCUCUACAGGAAAUACAUGAUGUCCGUGCCUCAUGGAAUUGCCAGUGAAGAUAUUGUCUCCCAAAACCCUGCAGAACUUUCUUGUAAGCGUGGGGAUGUACUUGUGAUCCUGAAGCAGGCAGAAAAUAAUUACUUGGAAUGCCAAAAGGGAGAAGGAACUGGCAGAGUUCACCCGUCUCAGAUGAAGAUUAUCACUCCUCUUGAUGAACAUCUUAGAAGCAGACCCAAUGAUUCCGGCCACUCACAGAAGCCUGUAGACAGUGGUGCUCCUCAUGCUGUGGUUCUUCAUGAUUUUCCAGCAGAGCAAGUUGAUGAUUUGAAUCUCACAACUGGAGAAACUGUUUAUCUUCUGGAAAAGGUUGAUGCAGAAUGGUACAGGGGGAGAUGCAGAAACCAGACUGGCAUAUUUCCUGCCAGUUACGUCAGAGUCAUCGUUGGUAUUCCAGAAGGAAGAAAUGGGAAAAGAGAAUCAUUUUCAUCUCACUCCGCUAAGGGCCCAAGAUGUGUAGCUCGUUUUGAAUAUAUCGGAGACCAGAAGGAUGAGUUAAGCUUCUCAGAGGGAGAAAUAAUUAUUCUUAAGGAGUAUGUGAAUGAGGAAUGGGCUAGAGGGGAGAUUCAAGACAGAACUGGGAUCUUCCCCCUUAACUUUGUAGAGCUUGUUGAAGAUUCUCCCACAUCUGGUGCAAAUGUUUUAAGCACAAAAGUACCACCAAAGACCAAAACCGAAAACCCUGGCUCAGGUUCUCAGGAUAGCAGCCUUUCUGCAGAAUGGUGCAAAGCUCUUCACAGUUUUACAGCGGAGACAAGUGAAGACUUACCCUUCAAACGGGGAGACCGGAUCCUGAUCCUUGAGCAUCUAGACUCCGACUGGUACCGGGGCCGACUGCAUGAGAAGGAGGGCAUCUUCCCAGCUGUAUUCGUGCAGCCCUGCCCAGCUGAAACAAAAAGUAUGGCUACCACAGCUCUGAAGGGGAAGAAAGUCAAAGCCUUGUAUGAUUUCCAUGGGGAAAAUGAAGAUGAGCUCUCUUUCAAGGCUGGAGAUAUAAUCACAGAGCUGGAGCUUGUGGAUGAUGACUGGAUGAGCGGAGAACUAAUGGGAAAAUCUGGAAUGUUUCCCAAAAACUACGUUCAGUUUCUACAAGUCAGCUGAAGGUGAAGCCUGACUAUUCCCUGGCACAAGAACUCACUUGAACAUUCACUUUGACUAUCAGAUGUUUUGCACUAUUUUUUUUACAGAAAGAGAAAUAUGUAAGGUGUACAUGGUACACUGGAAUCUGAACGCAGAAGACUUCUAGGUUUUAUGGUUAGCGUCCACUCAUAGUAGAAAGGUGUGUACCUAGAGAUAUCUAGAGCAGGGAAUCCAGCAAGGAUACAUCUAGUGGGAAUAGCAGGGCAGGUGCACACCUCCCCUGGGAAAGCAUCUGAUAAUGGCAGCAUGGGGAGUCUUACAAGCGGGAACUGUACUCAGAUCCUUGUUUUAAUCAGCACAAGUGAAUUAAUCAUGCUUCUUCCCUUUUUUACUUUAGUUUAAAGAGAGGACAUUUGACAUUCUACAUGCUGUAACUAUCAGGACAUGGAUGGUAAUCUGAAUUUCAUUUUUGAUACUCAAAUUAAUUCUAACAGCUUGAGUGCAUUUGUCUUUGUUCCAGACAAAUCCUUGCUUCAAGACAGAUAGUUUGGUAACUAGUGGAACAUUUGUAAGCAGGUGGGGAAAUCAGCUCAUGUUCCCCAAAUGCCCCCUUGUGUUCCCAGUAUUUCCCACUUGUUCAGGGACUGAAGGGGUCAAAAUUUGAUAAAUCUUACUUAAAAGAACCAAAACCAUCCCUGAAAUGCCUUUCUAAAACAACUAACCGAUCCACCUAUGUGCCAUACUCAUUUCUUCCUCAGUGUAUACAUUUAUGUUAACGGGGUUAUUAUAAAGCACAUUUCUUAAUCUGGAAUCAUUCCUUUGACAAUUACUGGCACCCAAAGGAAAAUUCAUUUUCUUUGUAUUACCCCAGUAAUAUAUAAAAACUGUGUGUUGUUAUAGUAGUGCAUUAUGAAUCACGUUUAGUAUCUUAGAAUACAGAGCAACUGUUAAGAUGAAAAACUGUGCCAAGCCCCCAUAGCUCAUUUCUUCUCAAUAUAAUCAAAAGGGAAAAUAAUUUAAGAGGACUGAAAGCUGGUACAUCACACCCCCCCCAGCUCAUCUCUGCACAAUUAUUAGAGUAAACAAAAGACCACUUUCCUGCCAUCCAUUGUCAUACAUUCCAAGCUCAAGAUAAAAGUGGUUCUUGCAUGACUGAAUCAACUACAGUUUAUGAGCUAAAGCCAAAUAGGUUGAAGACAAUCUUCCUAACAGAUCAAUGGAAUAACAUUUCAUUGGAAAUGUAAAACACCUUGUCAACAAUGUUCAUGCCUUUCUUCUGUUUUUGAGAAGAGUUUCAUAUGCUAGACCAUUUCUUGGUUUUUGUUGGUUUUCCCCAUUGUCCAGAAGCUAGGCAGUGAUCACACCACUACCUGACCACAUAGAUUUCUAUAAGGAAGUAAUAUUCAGUUUGUCUUUGACUAAAGUUUAAUAUCCCCAGCAUAUGGUUGCAUUUGACUUUGGUAUUUAGGACCUGUGAUUUCUUUAUGUUUAGGUAAAGAAGAAAGUAUUAAGAAACCUCUUGUCAGUUUUCCCCCAAAAGUAAUUUCCUGAGAAUGGCCUAACUUAGGUAUUCAAAAUAAAUUCCCAUCUGCAGCAAGCUGCAGGACAGCAGGAAGGGGUCAAACAUGGACUGGGACAUGAGGGUUAUCUUUGCCUAUGUAAUUUGAACAACUUACAUUGGAAAUUUUGAAAAAUCUAUCUUUAUUGGAGAAAAAACAUCCUUCUUAAAUGUUAGCCUUUAAGCAGAAUGGUAAGUGCAAUCGUUGUGUAUCGACUUGACACUAUAAUAAACUGAACUGAACUUUC